AUGCUGGUGCAGGAGCUGUCUGUACACCGCAAGGUGCUGGACAAGCCUUUGGAGCUGCUAGUGCGCCGCGUGGGCCAGCUCUACGACUUCCAAUUAAACAUGUGGCAGUUUGCUACUGCUCCCCAGGCCGCGGGGGGCCCCCUAGAUGCUCCCAAGGAGCUGUUGGGGGGCCCCUUGGGGGGCCCCCCAGGGGCCCUUCAGGCUGCUGCUGGGGCCCCCAAGGCCUGCGCUGAGGGGGAGCAGCAAAAGGCGCCGCUGCAGCAGGAAGGCGAGGCGUUGCUGCUGUCGCAAGUUGUGCAGCCCGGGGUGUAUAGACAGCUGGGCGGGGCCGUGGAGGAGGAGGAGCAGCAAGCUGCUGCUGCGGCUGCUGCUGUUGCUGCUUCAGCGCCAGCUGUUGCUGCGCCAGCUGCAACAGCAGCAAUUCAGCAGCAGUAG
Eimeria necatrix is the source of this 435-nucleotide messenger RNA. RefSeq names its product transcriptional co-activator ADA2-A, putative. Lineage: Eukaryota; Apicomplexa; Conoidasida; Eucoccidiorida; Eimeriidae. The transcript has 2 exons. The coding region runs from base 1 to 435 and encodes 144 amino acids. The record is from RefSeq and is a predicted model, not a curated record.